GCAACGAAGCUCAAGCAUUCGACCUUCGCGCCUUCCGCCGCCUGAUAUCCCGCUUCCUGCCCCAUUGAGCCUCUUCCUGCUCCUCCUCCUCCAUCACCGUCUUUCCUUCUUCAUUCCCCCUCCUCGCCCUCUCCACCCACGGGCAGUCCACCUCCUGCCCGGUGCUAUUGGUGGUCUGCAUCCGGCGCGCCUGGUCACUCGUUCAUCUCGCCGCGGAGGAGCAGAAUGCGAAGCGUCCAGCCCCAAUAGCGCCCCUCCCCCUCCCCUCCUCUCCAUGCCGACACGCUCCUUGGAUCUUGGGGACAGCAUCUAGACGGCAUCCAUCUCAUUGGAUCAGGUGCAAUUGAAUCGGUCGUAUCAUCACCACAGCGCCUUACCCUCCACCGACGCGGCCAGCUCGCGCACACCACCACCCACGAGUCCUGCACCAUCCACCUACACGACAUCACACAUCCCAUCAUGGAAUACUCCUCCCCGCUCGCGGCCAUGCGUCCCCAGCCAUGUGCCACGUGGGGCAGCCGAAAAGACUUGCCAAUGUCGCGCUCCAACAACCCUACAUACCACCCCUUCUGCCCCAGCAACUUUGACUUUCGGAACAUGAGCAUGCAUCAGAAGCCCACAACCAGCAGACCCGACUAUUUCACCGUCAAACCCCCACGAGGCUCCUCUCCCACCUCCACCCUCACCGCGGAUCUGGGCGCCAACUUUCACAUUGACAAGAGCCCACAAGCUCCCACUCCGCGACGGUCUCUGUUUACUGCCGAUUUGCUGAAGCCUCAUGAUGAUAGUGGCCGACUUAUGACUCCUCCCAUCGAGGGCGAAGAAGUCACCACUCCCGAUGUCCCCUCCUCCUCCCCGGGCCUCGACGCCAUGGACGUCUCGCCAUUGCCUCACAAGCCACCCUUUCUCAUCACACAAGUCACCCUUGCCUCGCCCACUCCAGCAAUCACGCCCGACAUUGACAUUGGCAUCACCCCCGGUUCUGUAUCGUCCGAAGACUCUCAACAAUUCUUGCAACCUCCAUUUGCCCAGUCUUCGACUUUCCUUCAACCGCCCGAGCGCAGACGACCACUCACCCGCCCCUCGCUUGUCCGUACCAAGGCAGCAUCUUCCAACUACAUCCCGCAACAAGGACCCGGUGUCGAGAGCUCGCUCCCUCCCUUUCGCUUCGGUACCUUGGCUGCCAAUGGCCUGUCAUGCGCGUCAACCCCCAGUCUAGUCGAGGGACUCAGCGUGUCUCCUGUCGACGACCCCAGACUCAACAUGCCUCCUCCUCCCACCCGAAGGCCGCCAAUGGGCCCGACGAGUCGCAGCACCGGCUCUCCCUCCACCGGUCAUGUACGAAAGCCGUCCGCUGGGCGCCCGGCUUUUGCUCGGCCUCAGCGCAAGGCAAUGAGGAGGUCACUCAGCAUGUUUCAACACCCCGACGACGUGAUGAAGGAGGAGCACGACGCGUUUGAGCCUCAGCCUAAUCUCACCUCUGUCAUGGACAUUGACCAGUCCCAUCCCCUCCCCAAACUCCCCUGCUUCAUCCCGGAUGAUGAACCCGACAGUCUCCCUCGCAUCUCUCAAGACACCAUGGUCGACAUUUUGAACUCCAAAUACAGCACCGAUUACGACCGAAUACUCAUAGUCGACUGCCGCUUUGAAUAUGAAUACGAUGGCGGGCACAUCGAGCAUGCCGUUAAUUUCAACGACAAGCAACAACUCACCCACGAGCUCUUCAGCAAUGCUGCCUCUCCACAACCCUCGACUCUCCUCAUCCUCCACUGCGAGUAUUCUGUCCACCGUGCGCCGCUCACCGCAAAACACAUCCGCAACCACGACCGUAAUGUCAAUGCCGCCCACUACCCCAGACUCUCCUACCCAGACCUCUACAUUCUCGACGGCGGCUACAGCAAAUUCUUCGCCAACCACCGCUCCAAAUGCUUCCCGCAGAAUUACGUCGAGAUGAAUGAUGAGCGACAUGAGCUGGCCUGCGAGCGCGGCAUGGCAAAGGUCAAGCAGAGGCAGAAGCUGUUUCGUCAUCAGACUUUUGCUUUUGGGCAGGCCGAUGGUGAACUCGGGGAUGCAAGUCCUACCGCCGCUGUGCAGCAGCAUGGAGGCAUAAGAGGGGGCAUGUUGGCCGGGAGAAGUCACAGUACGUUUGACGUGGGGAGGAAGCUGGGCGAGGGGAUUGGCGCCUCUUUUUCGAGGCGAAUGGCUUCGUAUUGAUGGAUCUUCGAUUUCGUCUUCUUCCGGAUUCUUAUCUGCUGCAAGCGGCAUUGAGCGAUUCGGGUCUGGAUGUCCAUUUCUGGUCUUGACUUGAUUGUUAUGGGAUUCUGCAUAUGGGUCUUCUGCUUCUCGAAGAGAUGGAGGGGGCUCUUCUCAUCCAUUCUUGCCACGGCCGAGCCUGGUUUUGAUUACUAGAUGUGGAAGUGGAAAUGGUCUGGUGAUGAUGAGAUGAGGAGGGAUGGCGGUGGCUACUGUAACUCUAGUUUCGUAAUGUCUUGUCUCCAGAAUCAUAAGGGGAAG
Messenger RNA from Neohortaea acidophila, 2514 nucleotides. RefSeq lists its product as uncharacterized. Gene Ontology annotation, cellular component: cytoplasm; nucleus. The transcript has 4 exons. The record is from RefSeq and is a predicted model, not a curated record. Gene Ontology annotation, molecular function: protein tyrosine phosphatase activity. Lineage: Eukaryota; Fungi; Ascomycota; Dothideomycetes; Mycosphaerellales; Teratosphaeriaceae. Gene Ontology annotation, biological process: positive regulation of G2/M transition of mitotic cell cycle; G2/M transition of mitotic cell cycle; protein dephosphorylation. The coding region runs from base 460 to 2214 and encodes 584 amino acids.